UGUGCAAGCGGCUCUGCUCGUUUUUGUUCUUGUCACUAUCUGACACCUGGACCCCACUCCCUCACUCACUAACCAUCUCCCUCGAUCUCCACACUCGCCACUCACUAACCCACUCACUCACUCACUCGUCUGUUUUUAUACACUCACUCGCUCAUCAUUUCCUCUCUCACAUUCCCAACUCGCUCUGUUUCCUCUGCAACUCAGAACCAGACCAUGGAGUUCAACUCACCUUCUUCUUUUUCUUUCAUCGUCUUCUCUUUGUUCUUGCUCGUUUCCAUUUCUAACCUUGCAGAUGCAGGUGCAAUCGGAGUUAACUACGGAAGAAUAGCGAACAACUUACCUUCAGCGGUUAAAGUAGUGCAGCUCUUGAAAUCACAAGGUUUGACCAAGGUCAAAGUAUUCGACUCCGACCCGGCUGUUCUCCAUGCAUUGUCCGGAUCCGGUAUCAAAGUAACCGUCGACUUACCCAACGAGCUUCUUUUCUCAGCAGCCAAACGCCCCUCGUUUGCUUUCUCUUGGGUUAAACGCAAUGUCGCAGCGUACCAUCCGUCAACUGAAAUCGAAGCCAUUGCCGUCGGUAAUGAGGUAUUCGUUGAUCCACAUAACACUACUAAGUUUCUCAUCCCCGCCAUGGAAAAUAUUCACCAAGCUUUACGUAAGCUUAAUCUUGACUCUUCCAUUAAAGUUUCUUCUCCCAUUGCGUUAAGCGCUCUUCAAAACUCUUACCCGUCAUCCGCCGGAUCUUUCCGAACCGAGUUAAUCCAACCCGUUUUUGAGCCAUUGUUGAAUUUCCUCCGUCAAACCGGUUCUUAUCUCAUGGUUAAUGCUUACCCGUUUUUUGCUUACGAGUCGAAUUCUGAUGUUAUUUCUUUAGAUUAUGCUUUGUUUAGAGAGAAUCCGGGUGUUGUUGACGCCGGCAACGGUUUGCGUUAUUUUAAUCUCUUUGAUGCUCAAAUCGACGCCGUUUUCGCUGCUAUGUCUGCUUUGAAGUAUGAUGAUAUUAACCUUGUUGUAACGGAGACUGGAUGGCCGUCAAAAGGAGAUGAGAAUGAGGUUGGUGCUACUGUAAAUAACGCUGCUGCUUACAACGGAAAUCUCGUCCGUCGGAUUUUAACCGGUGGUGGGACCCCGUUGAGACCACAUGCAGAUCUAGCCGUUUAUCUCUUCGCUCUUUUUAACGAGAAUCAAAAGUUCGGCCCCACUUCGGAGCGAAAUUAUGGACUGUUUUACCCCGACGAGAAGAAAGUUUAUGAUAUUCCUCUCACUGUUGAGGGCUUAAAGAAUUACAAAGACGACAGUAACCGCUCGCCGCCGGUUACUGGCGGCCAACAGGUGGCGGCUCCGGUGAGCGGAGGCGUGUCGAAGAGUACUACUGGUAACACGUGGUGCGUGGCGAAUCCUGACGCAGGGAAAGGGAGAAUGCAGGCGGGUUUAGAUUACGCUUGUGGUGAAGGCGGAGCUGAUUGCCGUGCGAUUCAACCUGGUGCCACGUGUUAUAAUCCUAACACACUUGAUGCACACGCAUCUUUUGCUUUCAACAGUUACUAUCAGAAGAAAGGGCGGGAGAUGGGCACCUGCUAUUUCGGUGGCGCAGCUUAUGUUGUCACUCAACCCCCAAAAUAUGGGGAGUGCGAGUUUCCAACAGGAGCAAAUUGACAUUAAUAAUAGUUAGUUCUUUUUGUUGGGUUUAUAUUAAAAUUUUGGGGGGCUUAAUGUAUUUAUUGUGUAGUAGUUGGAGUUGUUAGGUAAUUAAUUUGGAGGACCGUUAUUUGUAAUUAUAGUAGUAGCUUUUAAUUAACAAUUGUUUCGUUCACUUUCUAUUUAUCUGCACAAGGUCUUGACUCUUGUAUUGGUUCGUUUCAUUAAUUCAGAUCUUGACUAGUUUGGUUUA
Molecule: messenger RNA, 1891 nt
Organism: Mercurialis annua (annual mercury)
Lineage: Eukaryota; Viridiplantae; Streptophyta; Magnoliopsida; Malpighiales; Euphorbiaceae
Product: glucan endo-1,3-beta-glucosidase 14
Exons: 3
Coding region: 214-1656 (480 amino acids)
Biological process (GO): carbohydrate metabolic process
Cellular component (GO): plasma membrane
Molecular function (GO): hydrolase activity, hydrolyzing O-glycosyl compounds
Source: RefSeq, a predicted model, not a curated record